Molecule: messenger RNA, 1659 nt
Organism: Porites lobata
Lineage: Eukaryota; Metazoa; Cnidaria; Anthozoa; Scleractinia; Poritidae
Source: the annotation of a GenBank genome assembly
GGCACACCAUCGUCUUGCAGAGAAAUUUACCUCAAACACAAGUAAGUAAGUAUAGUACACAACUUGACAAGACAUUUCUAGGCUAGCGCUUAUUUAAGAAAAACUAAACUAAAAAGGUCGGGAAAAUGCGAAAAGAUUCGAGUCCUUGUACUUUGGCGUUUGUGUUUGUACAAAAAAUAAAAAGAAUAUAAUUGGUUCAGUUUAAAAUAUAAAAUAAUUUUGAAAGGUUUUUACUAAUACAACGACACUCCACCUCAAACAUUUUAUAACACGUAUGACCAAGGCUAACUGAAAAUAUCAAAAUCCAGGUAUUGCUUUUUGUAAAAAUAGGCUUCUUUGAUUAAUUUAAGAAAAAUUAAGUCCUUUGGGUAAAAAAACAAAUAAAGUAAAUGAAAGGAAGUUUAAACUUGAAAAUGCGAAUAUGCGCCGUUUUUGGUAUAUGUAGAUGAAAAAGAUGAAAAAGGCGUAAAACAAGACAAAUUCAUGUGUCUGUUGCGACGUAGUAAAACGAAAUUUUGAGCAUGUAGGUUUCUUUCCUUAAUAAUUAUUUUGGGAGAGGUCAGAUUCGUGUUUUAUUGAUUGACUUUUCUGCCACCGUAAGACUGCUCUUAGGACUUUGGACUUAUCAUGACUCAUCACUUCAUCAGGUCUCAAGUAAACAAAGCCUACUUUCUCCAAAUUGGCUCUCGAAAAAUCCCUGUGUACUGUCACAUGAGUAACUAUGGUAUCGGAGCAUGUGGGGGCGGAGGAUGGACAAUGGUUAUGAAAAUCGACGGACAGAAGGUAGAACACGAUUAUGAUUAACAUUAUGUUUUACCAAGGUUGCAAGAAAAUAGGAUAAAAAAUGAUGGCGAUGAUGAUUUGGCACAUCCUGCAGUAUGGUCUGGUUGAACAAAUAUUUCCCGCCUUGAUAUCAUUUUACUCAGUGCAAGUAUAAAAGAGUCGUGUCAAUUAAAUGUAGCCUGCGGACGAAGAGGUUUAUUUUGGUCGACACUUCUGGAUCCACCCGAAACGUUACUUCGAUCUCGGGUAGAGAGAAACAACGACCAGAAAUACGUCUGCGUAUUAUUUUGGCAGCCCCGCUAAGUUAAAUUCCUCGUUUCUUUUUAACUCAUUUAUUUAUUCAUUCAUUUUUUGUAGUCAACCUUUCACUACGACUCAAAAUUUUGGACCAACAAAAACGAGUUCAAUCUUCCAGGAGGGAGGACGGGAUUGGACCAUGAAGAGACCAAGUUGCCUACCUAUUGGAAUCUUCCCUUCUCCCAAAUCUGUCUCAUGAUGAAAAUGGGACGACAGAUCAAAUCCUUUGUCUUGAACAAGCAUGCCAAUUCCUUGUACUCUCUCAUCGCAGACAAUCGCUACAGGAGUACAUCUCUCGGUCGUAAUAAGUGGAAGACGUUGAUUGGCUCGCAAGCUUCUCUCCAGUCCUUCUGUAACAAAGAAGGAUUCAAUGUGGUUAGUGUCAAGCAACUGCAGUCCAAGGCAAGAAUCGGUAUCAUUAGCAACCAGGAAAAAGACUGCAACACAUGCGACUCUAGAAUUGGAUUCGGUACUGGAGGUCUCCACGAUGACUCCAACUCGUGUGGCAAUCAAGCUACACACUCGCCAGAUAAUGGUAACAAGCAUAUUAAGACCAUGGGAUAUAUAUUGGUCAAAUAG